Molecule: messenger RNA, 3329 nt
Organism: Aethalodelphis obliquidens (Pacific white-sided dolphin)
Lineage: Eukaryota; Metazoa; Chordata; Mammalia; Artiodactyla; Delphinidae
Gene: IL23R
Product: interleukin 23 receptor
Exons: 11
Coding region: 88-1980 (630 amino acids)
Molecular function (GO): protein binding
Source: RefSeq, a predicted model, not a curated record
ACAGGCGACAGCCUGGCUCUGAAGUGGAAUUAUGUGCUUCAAACACGUUGAAAGAGGGCGACAAAGAGCUUUUUCCUGCUUUUGGUCAUGAAUCAGGUCACAAUUCAAUGGGACGUGGCAAUAGCUCUUUACAUAUUCUUCAAUUGGUGUCAUGGAGGAAUUACAAAUAUAAACUGCUCUGGACGCAUCUGGGUAGAACCAGCCACAAUUUUUAAGAUGGGUAUGAAUAUCUCUAUAUAUUGCCAAGCAGCAAUUAAGAACUGCCAACCAAGGAAACUUUAUUUUUAUAAAAAUGGCAUCAAAGAAAGAUUUCAAAUCACAAGAAUUAAUAAAACAACAGCUCGCCUUUGGUAUAACAACUUUCAGGAGCCACAAGCCUUUAUGUACUGUACUGCUGAAUGUCCUGGAUAUUUUCAAGAGACACUGAUAUGUGGAAAAGACAUUUCUUCUGGAUAUCCACCAGAUGUCCCUGACAAAGUAACCUGUGUCAUUUAUGAAUAUUCAGGCAACAUGACUUGCACCUGGAACCCUGGGAAGCCCACCUACAUAGACACCAAGUAUGUGGUGCACGUGCAGAGUUUAGAGACAGAAGAAGAGCAAGAGUAUCUCACUUCAAGUUAUGUUAACAUCUCCACUGAUUCAUUGCAAGGUGGCAAGAAGUAUUUGGUUUGGGUCCAAGCUUCAAAUGUACUGGGCACGGAGAAGUCAAAACAAGUGCAAAUUCACCUGGACGACAUAGUGAUACCUUCUGCAUCCAUUAUUUCCAGGACUGAGGAUAUAAAUACUACAGUGCCCAAAACCAUAAUCCACUGGAAUAGUCAAACAUCAAUUGAAAAGGUUUCCUGUGAAAUGAGAUACAAGGCGACAACAAACCAAACUUGGAACGUUAAAGAAUUUGACACCAAUUUUACAUACGCGCAACAGUCAGAAUUCUACUUGCAGCCAAACACUAAGUACGUAUUUCAAGUAAGAUGUCAAGAAAAAGCUAAAAGGUACUGGCAGCCCUGGAGUUCACCCUUUUUUCAUAAAACUCCUGAAAUAGUUCCCCAGGUCACACUGAAAUCAUUUCAACAUGAUACUCAGAAUUCUGGGCUUCUAAUUGCUUCCAUCUUUGAAGGACACCUUACUUCUGACAAUAGGCAACAAGACAUUGGGCUUCUAUUAGGAAUGGUCUUCUUUGCCGUUAUUUUAUCAAUUCUUUCUUUGAUUGGGAUAUUGAACAGAUCGCUCAGAACUGGAAUUAAAAGAAGAAUCUUAUUGCUAAUACCGAAGUGGCUUUAUGAAGAUAUUCCUAAUAUAGAAAAUAGCAAUGUUGUGAAAAUGCUACAGGAAAAAAGUGAAUUUAUGAAUAGUAAUUCCAGAGAACAGGUCCUAUAUGUUGAUCCAGUGAUUACAGAGAUAGAAAUCUUUCUCCCAGAAGAAAAACCCAUGGACUACAAAAGGGAAAAGAACACAGGAUCCGUGGAGACAAACGACAGCCUGCAGAAGUCACUACUCACCAACACUACAAUUGUAUAUAUUCCUGAUCUCAACACUGGGUAUAAACCCCAGAUUUCAAAUUUUCUCACUGGGGGAAACCAUCUCAGCAAUAAUGAUGAAACAGCUUCCUCAACUCUGGAGCCACCAGCUGAUUGCUUAAAUCUGGGAAAGAAUGCCAGGUUUAAAAAAUAUCCUAAUUUUUCUUUCUCUGUCUCAAGUAUGAAUUCGCUAAGCAACACACGAUUUCUUGAAGAAUUAAGCCUCAUUUUAAAUCAAGGAGAAUGCAGUCCUCCAGACAUGCAAAACCCUGAAGAAGGGGAAACCACCAUGCUUUUGGAAAAUGCAUCACCAAAUGAAACUAUUCCAGAACAGACCCUGCUGCCUGAUGAAUUCGUGACCUGUUUGGGGAGCAUGAAUGAGGCGUUACCAUCUAUAAAUUCUUAUUUUCCACAAAAUAUUUUGGAAAGCCACUUCAAUAGGAUUUCACUCUUAGAAAAGUAGAGCUGUGUAGUCCAAAGCUGCCUUGCAAUUUGAAGAUGGCUCUCUCCCUCAACACAAAUUUAAUUCUGCCCUAUUUUUUUUUAAUUGGAGAAUUAAGAUCUAAAGAUAGAACAUAAUUCAUGGCCACAAAAGCAGCAACAAUAUUAGGGAUGCCUCCUAUAUUUUAGAAGAUGUAUCAACUAUAUCUUUUUGAAUUUUCCUCAUUACAAGGCACAAAACAGAUCUCUCUUUUGUAUGAAGGAUAAAUAAUACAAAAUAUGUGGUAGUGAAAUAAAUGCUGAAAAUCGUUCUUUGAAAUUGAGAUAUUAGUAUUCGCUUACAAGAGGAAAAGCAAGUUUAAUUUUCAUUUUAUUACUUAGUGUUCUCUCGAGUAGAUAAAAAUACAGCCCACAGACAACAAAAUAGGUAAGGGAUGGAAACAGAGGAACAAUUAAUUGCAUGUUUACUGUGUUGGGUUUUUGCCCUACGACUUUCUAUUCAGAUGUUAAGAAUUUGAUCUUCCUUAUUUUGAUUUUGGACUGAGAGAGUUGUAAAACAGUGAUGUGUGGAAAUCACAAGAUAGCUGUCUUCAUUCCAGUUCAGAGUGAUGGCAUUGUUCUCCUGUGGUGUAGUUGGUGUAUUAAUUACACUGUAGUAGAUUUAUUGAGGUAGAAGAUCAACAAGGUGUAAUUAUUUCUUUUGUAUUAGAUAUCUGUCACAAAAUUAUUGUUAAACCAGGUAUUUUUCCAAAUCUAGGAUGGCAAUACUUGCCACACCUGUCACUGCCCCAUAUCCUGUGUCUCCUGUAAACAUCACCAACUCAUCACCACGUGCCUUUCUGAGCCCUAAGGUGGCCUCAGAAUCCUCGCAACACAGUGCUCCUCAUGGCCACAGUCAAUAAGGGCUGGGACUGGAGAUGAACUCUAUCUGCCAACCAGGUCAAUAUUGGAAGUAGGUGAUCUUAAAAAUAUAAAAUGCAUAUUUUAAUUGAGAAACGGUACCCAGCAGACAUCUCUAUUAUGAUUAAUUUUUACAUCAGGGGGACUUUUUUCUAAAGAUCAGAACAAUUUGAAAAUUGAAUAGAUUACCCAUUGAAUUUCUCUUCUUCUAACAGUUGUCAGCAAUAAUUUAUAUUCAGAUUAGUUUUAUUUUAGCAAACAAAGCAGUUAAUCAAAAAAGGACCAGUUGUUAGCACAUGAGCAAGCUAUUUUGUUUUGUUUUGGCUUUUAAAAAAAGAAAAACCACAAAAGCAGUUUUGUUGUCAUUAAAUGUCCCCAUGGGGCUUCCCUGGUGGCGUAGUGGUUGAGAGUCCGCCUGCCAAUGCAGGGGACGCGGGAAGAUCCCACAUGCCACAGAGCCGCUGGGCCCGU